AUGCUCGACAUUACAGUCACCGGAAACCAUCGAGAGAUUGGUCUUGCAACAGGCCGACAAGCUGCGGUUCAGGUCGCUGGCUCGAUCAACUUUUACAGACUUCUGUUCAAAGCAUUUAAUGACCUGGAGUGGUCCACUGUGCGCGAGCAGGUCACUCAAUUCCAACCAUUCAUCAAGGAUCGUUUCCCACGGUAUUACGAGGAGAUAGAAGGAAUCGCCGAGGGCGCAAGAGUUGACUUGCUUGAUGUCUUGGCUCUCAAUAUCCGCACCGAGAUUGCUUUUGGCCUCUUUGACGAAACCUCUAGGCGGCCUAUGGCGAUUGAAGGAGUGGUUGAUGGCUGCACCACACUUGGCUGGAAAACCCCAAGCGGGUCAACUUUCCUGGCUCAGAACUGGGAUUGGAAGAGCAAGCAGAAGCCCAACUUGAUUAUUCUGCGCGUCAAUCCUACCGUUUCAGACUUGAAUCUCCCAAGAUUCCAGAUGAUAACAGAGGCUGGUAUAGUCGGCAAGAUUGGAUUCAACGAGUAUGGAGUUGGCUGUCUUCUCAACGGCAUUCGCGCCAAGGGAGUAAACUCGGAGCGCAUGCCCAUUCACUUUGCCCUCCGAACCAUCCUAGAGUCCAAGUCCGCAAGGGAGGCUUUAGAUAAGAUUGAAGCUAUCGGUCUAGCUGGGAGCAGCCACAUCCUCGUCGGAGAUGCGACUGGUCCGACGGGCUUGGAGUGCACAAGCAUAGGAUUCCAAGAAAUCCCCGCCGAUGACCAAGGCCGCGUGGUUCAUGCAAACAAUCUGAUACUGAAACAUGAGGGAGUUUUUGAGCCUCUGUGGCUCGAGGACUCACCGAAGCGCACAGCCCGCCUGACCGAGCUGGCCACGAAAGAGGUCGGUGAGAAAGCCUCGUUUGAGACGCUGCUUGAGCUGUUCAAGGACGAGCAGAAUGCACCGGCUGCUAUUAAUCGGCGCCAGCACGGGAACAAUGACUCAAAUACUCUGUUCAAUGUUGUUUAUGACCUGGCAAAGAAGAAGGGUGUCAUCUCUGUUGGUAGACCAACAGAGAUAGAAGAGCAGAUAGAAAUUGGUUUCUAA
This is a messenger RNA of Pestalotiopsis fici W106-1, 1083 nucleotides long. RefSeq lists its product as uncharacterized. NCBI's taxonomy places the organism in Eukaryota, Fungi, Ascomycota, Sordariomycetes, Amphisphaeriales, Sporocadaceae. The record is from RefSeq and is a predicted model, not a curated record. Bases 1 to 1083 code for a protein of 360 amino acids. The transcript has 2 exons.